This is a messenger RNA of Geodia barretti, 555 nucleotides long. Lineage: Eukaryota; Metazoa; Porifera; Demospongiae; Tetractinellida; Geodiidae. The record is from the annotation of a GenBank genome assembly.
AUGAUCAAGUUGAAAAUUCAACCCACAACUUUCAACUUGCGAUCCACUGAAGUUCCAGUGGAGAUAGUUGCAUCAGAGAGGCAGAAAGACAUUCAUACUGAAUCCAAAAUUACGACCAGGGACUUCGCUAUCAUCACCAACUUCUUCUGGUCCAUUCAGUCCACCGCUCCAGUCCCCACAGACUCCUCUAACACAGUCACUUGCAACAACACGUUCACUUUCAAGCUCUUCCUCUCUCUCAGACACUGCCAUGGAGCUCCAAAACUUGAUGAUGUAAUCAGUCGUAAGUCCCUUGCUGAAAUAGCCAAGAAAAUCACCCACUGGAAACCUCUGGACAUACCUGUGACCUCACUAGACACAGGAAGAGGAGAUUGUCCAAAAAUACAGGGACGGACUAUGGAAUGCAGGAAACGAGAAUUUCUGGAGGUGUGGAAGGUGAUGAAAGGAGAAGGGGCCACGUACGAGCCUCAUCACCGCAACAGAGGAAGCAGAAGGACAGGCAGUUGGCGGACUGUGUGAGAUCACUGCUAGAGAAAUGAACCACCAUGCAAAUGU